UUCUACUUUACCUCGCUACCGGUUCAAUUUACCAUUCUCUUCCUCCUGAAGUUCAAACAAAAUCAUCAGUUACCUCCUGCAUCAGUGUACAUCCUGUUUUAUAGCACCAUUUCGUAACUCUACAUAAUUAUCUGUGUGUACAAUGAACGUUGAAUACUCGACUAACCAGAAAUAUGAUCACAAGUCUUAAGUUGAAGUAAAUGAAGAGUGGUGAAGAUCAAGGAUGAAGGAAGAAGUUCCUGGAUCAUUCGAAUUCAGCACGGUUCCACAGGUGUCCGAUGGAAGAAUCUUGAUCUAGAGUGCGGUAUGAUCAGAAUGGAAGGGUACGGUGCACGCUGAUAAGUGUCUGGACAAACUUGGACACGUGUCCUACGCUCUGCUGCUGGCACGUGCCGGUGUUUAGAAGUAUUUCCUAGCCGGCGCUAGGGACACGUGUCGUCGAUGGUAUCGGUGAAUCCUCGGGACGUGAUCAAGGGUGCUUUCACAGGAAUCUGCAGGGAAUUCCAAGGGAAACUGAUCCGCUGAUCCCGCUGUGAUCGAACCAAUUCUAUGCUGCCUGUAAACGAAAGGAGAAAUUAGUUCUUCAAUAUUUGAAGGAAAAGCUCAAACAUUGGAUUUAGCAAUACUGUGAAGAAGAGAAAUAUUUUUUAUACCUGGAACGUCCUAAAAUAUAUAAAUGGAUGGAGAUAACUUCAUGAAGAUGAUCUGAGAGUCCUUUAUUAAGUUCUCCAGAUAGUGAACGAUUCUAGUCAACAUAUCCAAAGAGCUUAUUGUUAAGACACUUUUAUCAGAGGAAAUUCUUCAAGAUGUAUUCGAUGGACAAUCUUGAACUGGACAUGAUGAACCGUCAGUACAUGUACGAGGCUCACAGUUUCCUUGGGAAUCCAGCGAUUCCAGCUCUGCCGCCCCAUUGCGGUGCUCCUACGACUGCUACUCUUCCUUCGAUCCCGUCGCAGUUGACCUCUCAUCCUGCUGGAAGCACCGGGAGCACCAGUGGCAGUGAGAUUUAUUUGUACGAUGAGAAUAGCAGCGACAACGAGAGUGCUUACAGCAGCGAUCAAGAAAAUCAUGCCAGAGAACGAGGUCAAAGUAACAGACGCAAUGGAACAUCAGGAAAGAGUCCAAGACAAGCGGUGCAACAAAGGCAAGCCGCCAACAUGAGGGAGAGGAGGCGUAUGCAAAAUAUAAACGACGCCUUCGAGGGUCUCAGGGCUCAUAUACCUACUCUCCCUUAUGAGAAAAGACUGUCCAAGGUGGACACCUUGAAACUGGCGAUCGGUUACAUAAAGUUCCUUAAUGAACUAGUUAGAGCGGACAAGGGUAACGAUCCUCUGACUGGAAACGGUGGCCUCUCGAGGUGUUCGGGUCGGGAUGACUCCAAGAAGGUCAUAGUUCGUGGCAGCGAGGGAAACCCUUUCAUUUUCCAUUCCCUCUCCUGGUCCAGGAAGUCAGACAUCUCCCCGAACGGGACGAUGUACGCGAAAGUGUGGACCCCGGAAGACCCACGAACAUCGAAGAACGAAUCGACGUUCGAAUAAAGUGCUCAGGUCUUAAUUGUUAAGUCGCAGCGAGCCUGGUGUUAUUUAGUAUUUAAGAAACGUUUUUCUAGUCGCUCUCUUCAUUUUCCAGUUUAAAUUGUUUCACAAGCAUUCGUUAAAGGAAAGAACAUUGCUUUAUACUUUAGUCAAUAUGGAUAACGUGGACAGUAUUAUUAUUGUUAAUAUUAUUUAUCUUAUUUAAGUUCAAAGAACUAGAAAUAACAUUAUACAUAUUCUGUAGCUCUAUGUUGAAAAAAUUAUUCCAAUAGGAAGUAAAUUUGAAAUUGUAGAUUAAAUAAUAUAUAAUUUCUUCUAAUUUAUCAUGUAAGAAUCCUCUGUAUAAAUUUCUUUCUUUCUUCAAGUGUGUUUUUGAGAAUCAGGAGUCUCAAUCUUGGACAAAAUUCAAAUAAAAGCACGUUACAAUUGUACAUAUAAGCCGGGAAAAUAAUGUAAGCAGAUAUCGUUUGUACAUGAAAAGAAGAGAAACAGAAUGACUCUCAAGGUGG
Messenger RNA from Osmia bicornis bicornis, 2044 nucleotides. It is a transcript of the gene Fer1, whose product is annotated as pancreas transcription factor 1 subunit alpha. Lineage: Eukaryota; Metazoa; Arthropoda; Insecta; Hymenoptera; Megachilidae. The record is from RefSeq and is a predicted model, not a curated record. Gene Ontology annotation, biological process: developmental process; regulation of transcription by RNA polymerase II. Gene Ontology annotation, molecular function: protein dimerization activity; DNA-binding transcription factor activity, RNA polymerase II-specific; RNA polymerase II transcription regulatory region sequence-specific DNA binding. The transcript is spliced from 3 exons. The coding region runs from base 807 to 1538 and encodes 243 amino acids.